AACUAGAGGUUCUGUCUCCAACUUGCCUGUCAGACUACUCGUCCGCCCUCUCGAUUGCUCACCUCCUGUUAGUAACCAGCUCCUCCCAUUUGCAAAUAUAAGCCAAAUAAGUUGUUGGUAGGGGCCAAGCAGAACAUUUUCCCAGUUCGCUGCUGUAGUGAGUAUCCGUCCUCGCAUCCCGCACAGACUAAGUAGAUGGGGGUCCAGAAUUAAAGAAAAUCCAAAGAAGAUAUUUGAAGUGUAUGCUGAAGUAAAGCAUCCAACUCCAGUGGUUCAGAAAAUGGCUGUGCCUCUCAUCCCUGUGCAGGCGUUGACAAUGGCUAUCCAUCUGUUUCUGGCUGGAAGUGUUUAUGGAGGUGCCUACUACCAAAUGAAGCAAAUUCCACAGCAGAUUCCACAGAUGCAAAUGCAUGGACAGGUCCCACACAUGAUGCACGUUAGGAAAGAGAGCCCUCGCAUGCAGCACAUGGGCAAGGAGAUGCCACACAUGCCCAUGCAUAGAAAAGAUUUACCAUAUAUGCACCGCUAUGGAAAAGAAGUUCCUCAAAUGCAUGUAUUUGGAAAAGAUGUCAUGCCUCAGAAGGAAGCAAAAGAAAUGAUACCGACAUUUCCAAGUGCAAUGAAAGGUGAGAAGGGUCCAUCAGGAGAGCCUGGUGCAAGAGGACCGACUGGGCCACCUGGUCUGCCAGGAAUACCGGGACGUGAUCUUCAAGGGCCAGUCGGAAAACCAGGUCUGCCAGGUCAACCAGGUUUUCCAAGUGUUGGGAAGCCUGGGAUGCCAGGAAUGCCAGGUAAACCAGGAGAGAUGGGAUUGCCAGGUCGCAAAGGUGACAUGGGACCAAAGGGAGAACAAGGGCCAAUGGGACCACCAGGACCACAAGGACUACCAGGUCCUUCAGGAAUGCCUGGAUUUGGGAAGCCAGGCAGACCAGGAUUGCCAGGAAAACAAGGGCCAAGAGGAGAGCCAGGACAGAAAGGAGUGCCAGGAUUGCCAGGUCCUGUAGGACCAAAGGGAAUACCAGGAAUAGGUAUAGCUGGAUUACCAGGUUUAAGGGGACCACAAGGGCUACCUGGACAACCAGGGCCUGCAGGUCUACCAGGCAUCUCAAAAGCAGGGUUUAGUGGUCUUCCAGGAGCUCCAGGAGCCCCAGGCAAACAAGGAUUCCCAGGUCAACCAGGAUUGCAAGGUUUUCCAGGGCCCCGUGGUGUCCAAGGACCUCCAGGAAUGCCAGGUAUUGGAAAGCCAGGUCAAGAUGGACUGCCUGGUCAACCUGGCUUUCCAGGGGCCAAAGGUGAGAAAGGACAACCUGGUUUACAAGGGCCCCCAGGAAUAUCAGGAGUCGGAAAACCAGGGUUUCCGGGUCCAAAAGGUGAACGUGGUCAGCCUGGGCCUCCGGGGAAGCAGGGAUUUAAAGGUGAACCUGCGGCUGCUGGUGCUCCUGGAAUUCCUGGUGCUCCAGGUGCAAGAGGACUGCCUGGGCCUCCAGGUCAAAUUGGACCUCCAGGUGGUUUGGGUUUCCCAGGGGUGAAAGGAGAGUAUGGGCAGCCUGGUGCUCAAGGCCCUCCAGGCCCAAAAGGGGAAGCUGGUAUCCAGGGUUUGCCAGGUAUACCAGGGUAUCCUGGUGAAGAUGGGCAACCAGGUCCACGAGGAUUGCCAGGACCAACAGGACCAAAAGGAGAUAUGGGACAUAAAGGCCCAUCUGGUUUGCCUGGACGACCAGGAAUACCAGGAUUGAAAGGGGAAGUUGGGUUUCGUGGAGAGAAGGGUAUCCAAGGCCCCACUGGAAUACCCGGGAUUGCUGGUCCGGGUGGUCCAAUAGGGCCACCAGGUCUUCCUGGGCCAAAAGGAGAGAAAGGCCUACCAGGGCCACCAGGGCUACCUGGCAUAGGGAAACCUGGGGUUCCAGGACACAUUGGACCAACCGGAAAACCUGGUCCAGAAGGUCUUAAAGGAUUGUCAGGAGCACCAGGCCCUCCUGGCCCUCCAGGACCUCCAGGUCCACCAGGCCCACCAACUGAUAUAAGACAGUUUCAACUUCCAGAGAUGGGGCCAGGAAUUGACGGCAUUAAGGCACCACAAGGAUAUGUUCAGCCAAGUAAAAAAGGGAAACCUAUAGGAAUUAGUCCGGAGAUGCCUGCAUUCACUGCAAAGCUAACAAUACCUUUCCCGCCAGCAGGAUCUCCUGUCAAAUUUGAUAAAAUCUUAUACAAUGGCAGACAAAGCUACAAUCCGCAAACUGGCAUUUUUACAUGUGAGAUACCAGGAAUUUAUUAUUUUUCAUAUCAUGUUCAUUGCAAAGGUGCUAAUGUAUGGGUAGCAUUAUACAAGAACAAUGAACCACAAAUGUAUACUUACGAUGAAUACAAGAAGGGGAUUCUUGACCAAGCUUCUGGGAGCUCAGUUCUUGAACUCAUGCAUGGUGACAAAGUCUGGAUACAGCUUCCAUCUGAACAGGCAGCAGGACUUUAUUCAGGCCCUUAUGUGCAUUCAUCAUUUUCUGGAUAUUUAUUGUAUCCAAUGUAAAAACAAAUGUAAACCAGUAAAGCUUUUAAAACAUGGUCUUUGUUAUCUUACAAAAGUUAAAUUUUCACUACAAAAGCAAUCACUGACAUUUGUAGGAUGAUUAACUGUCAUUCUUUCUUUUAUUGGAAGGUCAUUGCUAGGAGAACCCAAAGAAAGAAUAGACUUGUCUGUUUUACACAUUCUAAAUGAGCAAUAAAGUGUUGGAAAACACAGAAUAAUACUCCAAGACCCAAGACUGAAUUCAAAUCAAUGAAAUAAAAAGUACACGUUCUGCUAGGAACCCUAAGUGUAAACUUGCAGAUCGUUUGCAUGCUUCUCAAACUCAACUCAAAUCUGCACAAGGGAACUGUUUAGAACAAUUUUCCAAUCACAAUCAGAGGUACUAAAAGCACAUCGAAUAUAAGAAUAGAAUCGAAAUAGCACAUCAAUGUAGGGGGUAUCUAAUUAAGUUUGGAGUUGAGGUAAGUUUUCAGUUUAGUGUUAACGUAUACCUAAAUGGUAUAUCCUACUUAUUUUAUACAUUUGUUGAGUGCAACAUGGAUUUCUUAGGAGCAAUUGUGUCUCUUUACAAGAGCAAAUUCACACAAAUAGAAACAACUUAAAGAAAAUGGCUGAAUUGCAAAAGAGGGAAAAGGGAUACAAGACUAUUUUCAUCUCUAAAGUAUGAUUAAACAUGAACAAAUUAUUGUGGUAUCUUCUUCAUCUGGUAAACAGUAAGGAGGUCAUAGCAACACAUCAAGGAUUUAAAGCAGCCUACCAUGUACUGAGCUGCAACAUUUGUCAUCCACCUUUCCAGUGAAAAAUAAUACAUUUGAUAAGCAGAGGCCUGAACACUGAUAAAAUGCGAUGAACAAUAGGUUUCUUGUGAAACAUGUAGAAAUUGAUUUUCUUCUGAGGAGAGGGAAGAUGAAAGAUUUUUAUGCAGUCCACUGUAGCCUUGCAAUUUCUGUUCAUUAGCUCUUUAAAAAAAAUAGUAAAAUGCUAGUAUUUAUCCAAUGUCUACACUUGGGCACUUCCACACCACUUAGGUGAAACAGCCUGGAGCCAUAGAUGUAGACUGUACAGAGAGUGGCAAAAAAAAACUAUUUUGGAUUAGGCAUUUCUUUAAUAAAUGCAUAAGUUAGCAGAUCAGUUGCAAAUAAAUACACUAGGAUACCCAUAAAUAGAUACAACACUGUGGGCUUUUUAAUUACCAAAUGAUUAUAAUUUUGAAUGUGCAAAACAUGCUUGUACCACCAAUUCUAUCUGAUGUUAAAAGAAAGUUUUAUGCCAGUUGUACAUUGCUUUAUUUUUGUUUUUUAAAUAUAUGUGUAAAGAGUUCACCAAGCUUUCAACCUAUAGAAAAAAAUGUUUUGUCCAAGAUUACCUGAACCAGGCAUAAAAGCUGAAGUACAUAACCACAGUUUGCUGAUGACUUCUACCAAUUGUAACUAUGAAUAAAAUUUUCAGCUUUUCAACAAUAAUUUAUUUGUUUUACUACUGAUUGUCUAAAGUUGUAUAUGAGCAGAAAGGCUGCAUCAAAAUGUGAAAUGCUUCAAACAAGAGCCAAAUAAGAUGCUAGAGCAAUUUGUUCAUUUGAAAUAAAAUUUCUGUUGCUCAUGCCAACUUUUCAUCAGCUUUUCACAAACUGAAUCAUUCACAAUGUUUUUACAGCUUGAGAGAUUUAUCAUGUUUCCUUUCAUUCAACGGUUUGAAUUGAAAUCAUUUUUGACUUUAAUUCCAAUUAAGUUUCCAUGAAAUACAAGGGAAAUUUGAACCUUUAAUGAGACUGGAUUAAAGUAGAUUUAGCCAUUGGAUGUCUCUAUUAAAUUUUUCCAACCUUACUCCUUGGCACCUUCUUGAUAGCUCACAAUUUAUGAUAAACAGAUCGAAAAUGGUGUGUUGAUUUGGUUUUAAUUGACACUGUAUCAGUACGUCAAUUUUGGUUGUGUUUCUACAUAUAGGAAUAAUCUUAUUUGAUUUACUAUUGUCCGGCUUUAUUUUGCAGGAAACUAUUUUGGUGUAUCACAAUGUAACCUUUUUAUAGCAUUAAGUACUGUGGAAUUUUUACUUUUAUAAUGAUUAUUUUCAUGGAAGUUUUUUUUAAGGAGUUAUAAUGACUCGGUGUGUUGGUGUUACACUUAUCAGGCUUUGAGGUUACACCAUUAUUUCCUCAAUCCUGCAUCAUUCCAAACUCACCAUGCCAGACAGGGAGAGGCAGUGACUGGAGAACAAAGAAAAUUUAUCAACUUUCCACAGUAAAAGGCAUAAUCAGAAUCUGUGAACAAAUCAUCUAUCUAUGGUUUCAAUGUCGAAGCUAUGUUGAGGGGGUGACCAGGACAAAAUGUAGGCAAUUGAAUAAUAGAGUAUAGUUAACAAAAUUUCAACAUAAAGCAUAAAAUGACUAAAUUUUAAAAUCUUGCCAAAGUAUGUAUAGAAUAUGUAUUCUACAUGCAGCCUGUCAGUCAGUCACUGUGUUUUCACUUUUGAUUACAUUCAGGGUCUUACAGAAAUCAAUGUAAUUUUUCCCCCUCUGGUGACUAAUGCUUAUACUGUAUUAUCUAAACUUUUUUGUACUGAAUUGGAAAUUAUUGUAUUAAAUAU
This is a messenger RNA of Hemiscyllium ocellatum (epaulette shark), 5107 nucleotides long. RefSeq names its product collagen, type VIII, alpha 1a (gene col8a1a). The record is from RefSeq and is a predicted model, not a curated record. The transcript has 4 exons. NCBI's taxonomy places the organism in Eukaryota, Metazoa, Chordata, Chondrichthyes, Orectolobiformes, Hemiscylliidae. Gene Ontology annotation, molecular function: protein binding. The coding region runs from base 281 to 2524 and encodes 747 amino acids.